Molecule: messenger RNA, 641 nt
Organism: Ananas comosus (pineapple)
Lineage: Eukaryota; Viridiplantae; Streptophyta; Magnoliopsida; Poales; Bromeliaceae
Product: 40S ribosomal protein S28
Exons: 2
Coding region: 190-387 (65 amino acids)
Biological process (GO): ribosomal small subunit assembly; translation; maturation of SSU-rRNA
Cellular component (GO): ribosome; cytosolic small ribosomal subunit
Molecular function (GO): structural constituent of ribosome
Source: RefSeq, a predicted model, not a curated record
UUCCCCGCUAUCCGUAUAUCCCCUAACAAAUAAAUAACGAAAGCUAGGGUUUGUAUCAUCUCUUUUCCCCUUCGUCGCCGCCGCCGCUUUUUCUCUUCGAUCGCGAUUUCCAGGAGAGAGAUCUCGCCACUUUUGCCCUUCGAUCGCGCUCCUCGCCGAGCCCAGGAGAGAUAGAUCCGAGAAAGCAGCAUGGAUACUCAAGUGAAGCUCGCGGUCGUGGUGAAGGUCAUGGGCCGGACCGGGUCGAGAGGGCAGGUGACGCAGGUUCGAGUCAAGUUCUUAGACGACCAGAACCGGCUCAUCAUGAGGAACGUGAAGGGCCCGGUUAGGGAGGGCGAUAUCCUCACGCUGCUCGAGUCCGAGAGAGAGGCUAGGAGGUUGCGCUGAUUUCCGCGCUGGUGCGGCAAACCUUCCUUUAAAAUGCAGGAGCUUUAUUAGGGUUCUUUUUUUUUUUUUCGAGCGAUGAUCACCGAUCGGCGUGUCUUGAUGCCGUAGUAGCGGACGUUUUUAGGCUCUUCUUUUAUCCAUUGAUGUAUUGGCCACAUUUGUCUGAGAUCUGUUAAUCAAUUAUGAGUUUUGGGUAAUUUCAUAACUAUGAGAUUCUUGUUUCGUGUUUCUUGUUUUAGAGGAUAAUUUCGUAA